CUCAAUUCCUCCCUAGAACGGUAGACCCUCAUCAAGAUGCUCUUCGCACGUGCCAAUCUCCUGCGCGCCUCCAUGCGAGCUGCCAGCUCCACAGCCCGUCGACCGGCGCAGCAGCUCGCUCGCCGAACCUACGCAUCGGGCCACUCGCACGAGACGAAGAAGUCGAGCGACCUGCCAUGGCUCCUCGGAUCCGUAGGCCUCGGCGGUCCCGCAGCCGUCUACUUGUGGCAACAACGACCGCAGAAGAAAUCGCACGACCACCAUGGCGAUGAACAUCACAGCGCGUCCGAUGCCGAAAAGAAGGAGGCCGAGGCGCCCGCCGAAGAAGCGGAACCUCAACCCGACCGGGACGCCGAACAGAAGACCGAACAGCAGCCUGAGCAGCAGCCCGAGCAGAAGAGCGAGGGGGGAUCCGGCGCCGAGGAGCCGAAGGGAGAGCCGCCUUCGAAUGUGGACCAGCCCGAUAGCCGAAAGGAGCCUGGGGACUCGGCCAGCACGUCGGCGAAGCAGGAAGGUGUUUCCAACAGCACCACUGACAACCCUUUCGUGAAUGAGCCGGGGAAGAGCGUCAAGGGCGAGGGUGAGACGGAGACGGCCAAGGUCAAGGGCACCGUUGCUGCUGAACGGCCUCAGGCUUAGGCUGUAGUCGUGGGAAUUUCGCGUGGUCUAGUACAGUGAGCUUUCAAGAUCUUGACAUGUAAUAUAAA
Aspergillus steynii IBT 23096 is the source of this 707-nucleotide messenger RNA. RefSeq lists its product as uncharacterized. The transcript is spliced from 3 exons. NCBI's taxonomy places the organism in Eukaryota, Fungi, Ascomycota, Eurotiomycetes, Eurotiales, Aspergillaceae. The record is from RefSeq and is a predicted model, not a curated record. The coding region runs from base 37 to 639 and encodes 200 amino acids.